This is a messenger RNA of Penicillium odoratum, 1617 nucleotides long. It is a transcript of the gene sld2, whose product is annotated as protein sld2. Gene Ontology annotation, molecular function: single-stranded DNA binding; DNA replication origin binding. Lineage: Eukaryota; Fungi; Ascomycota; Eurotiomycetes; Eurotiales; Aspergillaceae. Bases 1 to 1617 code for a protein of 538 amino acids. The transcript has 2 exons. Gene Ontology annotation, cellular component: DNA replication preinitiation complex. Gene Ontology annotation, biological process: double-strand break repair via break-induced replication; DNA replication; mitotic DNA replication preinitiation complex assembly. The record is from RefSeq and is a predicted model, not a curated record.
AUGGCUGAUCAUAUCCUCAAAUCUCGUGCGGAGGUUGCAGCACAGGCUGUAGCUGUUCGCGCAGAGUUGAAAGUAUGGGAGAAGGAGUUUGCAACAACACAUGAUGGGAAAAAGGCCGGUCGGGAGGAUAUCAAACAAAGGCCCGAUAUUGCUGCAAAGUACAAGGAGUACGGCCGACUCAAAAAUCUUGAGGCUGCACUUACCCGACGCGAAAACCGCCAACAAGAAGCCGACUCGCCCAGAAAGCGAAAACAUACCUCUCCGACUGGCCCAUCGAAUACAAAUAUCGAUGUCACUCCUCGCAAAUCUAGUAGGGGCCUCUUUGCGACCCCGUCGCGCAAUCGCAAUUCGCAGGUCCAUCCCUCCGAACUAGAUCCCUACGACUCCCCGUCGGCCAUGCGUCGAUUGUUCAGUCCGAGCACCCAUGGACAGAUGCCAGCACCAUCGCCUCUAAAACCUGCCAUUGGACCUACACCACAGCGCGAUGGAAAAGCUCUCGGACUGUUCGACAUGCUGUCCGAGUCUGGCGGCAGCCAGGCCACCCCGUCGGCAAAGAGACAAAGGGAUGUGUUAGCGGCAGGAUUCCGAACACCCUCUAAACCGAAACUCUUUGAACCUAUUGCAGAAGAACCAGAAGAGGAGGGAACAUCACGACUCUCACGCACACCAGCAUCCUCGACUAAGCAAUUCUACCUUGCCAAUCUCUUUGCAACCCCUACGACUAUGCGCUAUGCAGCAAUGGUGGAAGCUGAAGAUAACAACGCCCAAGAAAAGAAUACACAGGAAACUGAGCCCGCAGCAUCACAACAUUCGAAUCCUUCUGGGACACCCUCUUUCCUACGUCGCUCCAACUCCGGGCGAUAUCCCGCGCCUACUACAAACGAAGGACCAGGCCUCAGUCCUAUUGCAUCUCGAAAGCCCCGUCAGUUCGCUGGUCGGGGACUCUCGCAUUUAGUGAAAGGACUUCGGGAGAUGGAAGAGGAGCGCAUGGAGGAUGAGUGGGAUAUGCUCCGCGAGAUUGAGGCAGAGCAAGAAGGUUUCCACUUCGAGGUCCCUGAAGUAAAGGGUCCCGUAACGGAAAAGCAGCAACCUUACAAGAAGAAGGGACAGAAGCGGACUACGAGACGAGUCAACAUUCGGCCAUCCAUUUCCAAGCCGAAGAAGCAAGAGGAUCUUUACCCUGAUUUGUAUUCAGAGAGUGAUGAUGAGUUGGCUGCGGUCCCGGAGACACAAAUCCCAGAAGUUCCCAAGGAAGUCCCCGCUGAGGCGAAUGCGGAUGAUCAUGAUGAUGUUGCCUCUCUACAUUCCAUUUCGGAACCUGGGUCGGAAUACGAGGGAGACACCGAUGUGGACUCAGAUGGGGAUCCCGAAUAUAACGAGAAGGCUAAAACUCCGCCACGGCCGAAGAGUUUCUCAGAUCGGAUCAAGGAAGCGGUUUUGAUGGCCAAGCCAACUGCCAUGGAUCCUCCAGCCAAGCCACCAAAGCCGCAAGAACCUGAGAAAGAAAAGAAGCCCCGGGAUCGGAAGAUUAACCCACAAGCACAUGCGAAUUACCGGUCUUUGAAGAUCAAGAAUAGAGGAGGAUCCCGUGGUGGUGGACGGUUCCGCAGGCGAUGA